AAUCUAACCUCUCUUAUCACAAAUGUCAUAUCAAUACUCACUCAUUGUUCACUACAAUUCAAAUUUUAGAAAGUUGUGGCGCGCAGUACAACAAACAGUAUAUAAUUAAGUAAUUAGUAGAUGCCUGAAACAUAACCAAUAAAAUAUAUACUCACUCCUUAUUUGUGUUAAAAAAUGGAGGCUGACUAUGAUAAGAAAAUAUUGGAACUUAAAAGCAAAAUCAAGAGCUUCCCUGAUUUCCCAAAACCGGGAAUUUUAUUUUGGGACAUAUUCUCAGCGAUAUCCGAUGGUGCUACGUGUAAACUACUCCAAAGUCUGCUAGUCCAAACUAUAAAGGCCAACUACCCUGACGUAGAGGCCUUAGUCGGCUUGGAGUCCAGAGGGUUCCUAUUCUCGUUCUCUCUGGCUGCAGAACUCGGGAUCAGUUCCUUACCAGUGAGGAAGAAAGGAAAGCUUCCCGGAGAAGUUGUGUCUCAUAAAUAUGAUUUGGAGUAUGGUUCUGAUGUCCUAGAAAUCCAGAAAAACGUAGUCCGUCCAGGUCAAAAGUGCCUCAUAGUAGACGACCUAAUAGCCACAGGGGGUUCCGUGACCGCAGCCACGACACUCCUGCGGUCGUGCGGCGCUGACGUCAUCGGCUGCCUCGUCGUCAUCGAGCUGACGUCACUACGCGGCAGAGACAACAUUCCCAAGGGUAUACCGGUCCAUUCCUUGAUACAGUACGAUUAAUUUUGUGACUUAUAAGUCUUGUUCAGAAAGGUGAGAUUUGCUUGGCCGGAAUGUAUGUUUGAAAAAUCUUCGGUUUAGUUUUGUGACAAUAGAGAUGAUAUUUUUAAAUGUUAUUUUGAAAAUAGGGGUUGAGUAUGAAAACAAUUUAUGCAGAUCCAUCUUCAAUGUGUACAAUAAUUUAUAAGACAAGUUUUUUUUCAUGCAAAUAGUCCAAAGGCUAUUUAAUUCAGACAGACUAUGGCAGCCAUAACCCCAAACAGUUUGUUUUUGAUUUCUAAACAAGACCUUUAAAACUUUACAAUAUUGUAAAGAUAGCUCGACUCAUCUAUGCGCGUGGCGCUAUGUAUGCGUUCGAUUUGACAGCGUCUUUAACUAUUAAAGUUAUUUUUUUUUUUAAAUGACGCACAAACAAAAGCUGUUUACACAACGUCACUGUAUAUUUACAAGAGUUACGCACACAUGUCACCUUGCGUUAAAUGAGUUGAAUUGAUAAUAAUAUUUGGAGUCUUUUACAGAGAGUAGGUGACUCUCCGAUCUUAGAUCGUUAGAUAGUAGUAGGUAGGAUAUUGUGGACAGUUAUUUACAAUUAGUACCUACAGUUUUUAAGUGAUGUGAGUUAAUAAUGAUACCAUCGAUAAGCUAGGCUCGAAAAGAAAAGCAUAAUUCUAAGCAAAUAAUUACAAUUCUUGAUAAAAAUAUGGAUAUUGAGGCACUACUUUUUGUUACGCAAUAAGAACUUCACAAUAACGAUAUCGAUAUUAACAAGCAUUCUCAACUAUGAUGUCUCACUUUGAUAUCAUGCUGUCUUUGUCACUGCCAAGCUGAUGAGAAAGAAAGUAUGAUAUAAUUGUAUCAUUAUUGAAGAGCGUGGAAUCGUCUCUCCGUAUUAUUACAUUAUUCAGCUGAAUUCGGAGUUCGAAGUAACAAUUCUUUUUAAUAGUUCAGUGAAAUAGUCAAAGCCAAUAAACCCUUUAUGAAUACAACGUUGUUUACACGGAUAGCCGAGUGGUUUGCCACGCCCGCGCACGUUGCCAAACCCAACGUGCGCAACGUGCCGCAGGUUUGAUCCCCGCAUCUGACUAGGAUUUCUACUAUCCACAAAUGUUCUAUGUCUGGGUUAUGCCUGGGAUUUAAGUUUUUAUAAAUCCCUUUUGACACAAGGAUUAAAUUCCUUAGAGCAUGUUUACUAUUCAUUAUCAUCAGAUAAUUCAAAAAUUAAAAGCAUGACUUCUUUCUCCAAUUUUGGAAAAUAUCUUCAUAGAGCAGCUGUUGUUGACAGACUUCCUUUUUAUAACAGAUUUUGUUGACUAAAAGCUAUGGUACUUUUGAGUACACAGCUGGCUGAUAUUAUAAAAACAACUCGUAUGAUUAUUAAUUACAAUGUGGAAAGUCCCAAAGAAAGAUGUUGUAAUGUUUUAAACAUUUGUAAGUAGUGUUAGAUAGAUAUAUGAUGUAUUAAAUAGUGCCUUUUAUAUUUU
Trichoplusia ni (cabbage looper) is the source of this 2204-nucleotide messenger RNA. It is a transcript of the gene Aprt, whose product is annotated as adenine phosphoribosyltransferase. Gene Ontology annotation, biological process: adenine salvage; AMP salvage. Gene Ontology annotation, cellular component: cytoplasm. The record is from RefSeq and is a predicted model, not a curated record. The coding region runs from base 175 to 726 and encodes 183 amino acids. The transcript has 4 exons. Lineage: Eukaryota; Metazoa; Arthropoda; Insecta; Lepidoptera; Noctuidae. Gene Ontology annotation, molecular function: adenine binding; adenine phosphoribosyltransferase activity; AMP binding.